AUGGUUCCUGCCUACAUUAUCUCCGUGUAUGAGCGAGAUAAAAAAAGCAAGUGGAACUCGAAGAACAGCGCAAAAGGCAUAGGCUCCUUGAAUCUCGUACGAAUGGGCCUGGCUAGAGCUCGCUCCAGCCGCAUCUUCAAGGGUGGUGUCCCUCUGUCUGAUUGGAUAUUGCUCACCCAGGAGGAAUUGAGCGCAAAGUACAAAGAGAUCAUGGCCUGUCUGCAAGACCAUCAAUACGGACCAUUUAAGAUAGCUGUCAUGUUCUUCAGUCUAGACAAAGCCGUCGAACUAGGCACUACCGCAGGGACAUACACCAAUCAUCCAGCGAUGUCAUCUAUCACAUUGAAGAAAUGA
Messenger RNA from Suillus bovinus, 354 nucleotides. RefSeq lists its product as uncharacterized. The coding region runs from base 1 to 354 and encodes 117 amino acids. The transcript has 2 exons. The record is from RefSeq and is a predicted model, not a curated record. Lineage: Eukaryota; Fungi; Basidiomycota; Agaricomycetes; Boletales; Suillaceae.